Messenger RNA from Dreissena polymorpha, 5216 nucleotides. RefSeq lists its product as uncharacterized. Gene Ontology annotation, cellular component: membrane. Gene Ontology annotation, biological process: G protein-coupled receptor signaling pathway; cell surface receptor signaling pathway. The coding region runs from base 947 to 4651 and encodes 1234 amino acids. The record is from RefSeq and is a predicted model, not a curated record. NCBI's taxonomy places the organism in Eukaryota, Metazoa, Mollusca, Bivalvia, Myida, Dreissenidae. The transcript has 3 exons. Gene Ontology annotation, molecular function: G protein-coupled receptor activity.
GAAUCGCACAUGAAUUUUGUGAUUUUCGAAUUCGGUGAUGACUCAUUUAAGCAAAAGGAUUUAACCAUCGAAAAACUGCAUAGUUUAAACGCGAAAGACCGAUAACCUUAAUUGGCCUACCUUUAAGUUAUUGUAGGGUAAAGUUCACUAUCAGUCAAUAUUAAACACCCUAAUUUAGCCUUGGUAACCGAAAUUUUUAUUGGCAAUAAAUAAGUCACCCGUUCAAGAAGAAAAAAAUCUAGAACAUUUUCGACGUCUGUUUAUAUUUCUGACCCAUUGAUAAACUUAACGCGUUAUCAUCAAUAAAUCAUAUUAUGCACGCGAAGAAAAAAUUAAACCAGUAACGUACGGAAAUGAACGAGCAUAUAGCUCGAAGAUUAUCAAAAGUUCAACUAUCAUCACCGAAAUGAGCCGAAGAUUUCCGAUUGCUCACGGAACCCCCGACUUAACUAUUUGAGAAUCUUUUCACUUAACGAACAGCUGUUUGACUCGUGCCAAACCCUCCAAAAGUUCGCAACGGGCCAUCUCAGCCAAGUCUUGAAACUGUCUUUACAUUAUGUGUCAGCCUUAAGGGCCGUAUGGCUAUUGUGAUUACACUCGAGUGGAAAUCAACACCGACGAAGUGCUUCCAUUGACAUGCCUUAUCAUCUGUUGAUAGUAUCUCGACCUCUUUCGGUCAGUCCUUGUCUGCCAUUACAAACGACCAACGCAGUAUCCGAUCUGUUGCGGUCGCCUCAUUUUAAAGUUGUUUUCGUUAUGAAUAUGCUUAGUUUCAAAUCUUGAUUUUAGUUGUUUAUUGAAGAAAUAAAAUGGGAAGCGAGAGGAUUUCGUUGAUGAAAAUAACUUUAGUACCUCAGAAAUUCUUUUUGUUUCGGAUCUGCGUGUUAACCAGCCGAGAAAGUCAUUGUGGGGAUUUACAUGAACAUUGACUUAUUAUUCUUUUGAAAUGAACACAAAUAGUUCUGUGAUAUUCAUCAUGAUGUUUUGGUUGGUUAUUUUCACCGCCGUGCUAAGUGCGCCCGUAACUAAGGACCCUUAUGACGUCAUUUCAUCGCCGGCCCAAAAGAAAAGAAAUAGUAAUUUUGGCGAAGACUCCGGGGAUAGUUUUGGAACAAUGGAACGUGAUUUUGUGCAAGAAAUUAUCGAACUUUUGCAAGAGCGACUAAAAGACUCAUACCAGACUAUUGAAAAAGGACCAACUAUUCCAAAAGGCGAAGAAACAAAAAUAGAAGCGACCGAAGUCGAAAUGAUAGAAUUUUUCAAAAUUUACAAACUUAUAAAACACAAACGCGAGUCAUUGAAUAGAAAUGGGUUACUGUUUGAAGAAAUCACCGAUGUGAUUGACGCGUCACGCACAGACAUUGACGAAAUGGUUCAAUUUGUUAACAUAAUGUACGACUACCUGGAAGCGAAUAUUGUUAGCAUUCUGACAGAAAUACUUACGGGAAAUAUAAGUAAGGCGUCCACCGCCUUUCAAGUAUUCAACGAGUCCAUCGAAACAGUGAACUUGAAAUUGAAACCAACAGUUUCCGGAAAUGCUGACGCUAACACGGCAAUAACUCCGAAUGUUAAUGACAAAAGACGCUCGAUCGAGGAAACUUUUCCAGAUCAUCGGGAGAUGCGACCUCAAGACCAUGUUAAAGACGACACGGAACGCGGCCUGUCCCCGGGUUUCAAUCUCCAGGUGAUGUACGAGAAGCACGGCGGUGUUUGCACGCUGAUCUCGGGCUACAGUCGCGUCCCCAUCCUCGUCAUCUCCAUGUGCCCGCUGGGAUUCCUGCGAUCCGACGUCAAGGACCUCUGCGAGCACAUCGUUCUUACAAACGGGCGCAUGCACGUCGAUAACGUAAUCGAUAUCUCGCAGACGCCAGUGCAGGAUGCGGAGGGCUUCGUUUACCGGAACAUGUACUGCGCGCAGUGCAACGGCGUAGUGGAGAUGAAGGCCUGGGAGACGAAGCUCGACUGCGACAAUCGGCAACCUCUGUCCAUCUCGGACGGUAGCAAGGAAGUGACGGUCUUGCAGUUCUUUGACGACAAAUUGCAAAGCUGCCGGCGGCGCUUGUCGCCAGCGUACAACAAGAUGAUCCACGAGUGCUCCCAUCUUGACGUCAUCAACACCAUGAACAUGUGGUACCACCAGACGCGGAUUGGCGACGCCGGAAAGAGUGAGGUGUCGCCGUUUCCGCUCUCGUUCUCUAUUCUCAUGAACUUCGGUUUCGAUGGCAAGACGCAUAUUUUGUUCACCUCCACGGGUUCGCAGCAGACAUAUGCCCCGCAAUGUGGCCAGAACGAAAAAUACGAUCCGGUAAACAGCAAAUGUCGUCCAAUCACCUGCUCCGAAGGUUAUCGACUUGUUCAAGGAUCGUGCCAGAAGAUUAUCAACUACGAAAUGGCACCAAGUGCGGACGAUCUCGCGUCUUUAGCGGACAUUGACGAGCCAGUUCAGGUCAUUUUGACAAUAAAGAACUUCACCUUCGGGGACGUAGUUAUGCUCGAAAUGAAGGGCAUUGAGGAUAUACUGAGCAUCAGUAUUGCGCAGACCUUUAAUAUCAGUUUCGAACGAAUUCAGAAUUUGACCGUUUCUGUGGUGAACACGUCUGACCUUGUUGACAAGACAGGAAAUAACAUAAUUGAGAUACAUCGCUUCACGACACCUCUUCCGUUCAAAACACACGAUGUUAUAGACAGUAAUUCCAUACCAAGACGAAAAAGUGACCAAGAUAAUCUCACAUCGGAUCACACCCCUCAAAAAGCCACCGAAAACAAUACCGAGACCGUUGAUGUGUAUGUAAACAAUCAAGAAAUAAAAGAUAACAAAUCGACGAUGCAUGCACAUUUGGCCGGUGAUUCUAAACCAAACAAUGCUAAUGCCGACGACGAAGCAUACCCCAAAGAUAAUAUCGCAGAAAUGUUUAAUGAAAGAUACUUCUCUGAUCAAAUUCAAAUCGCUAUCCGAAUAACGUUCAUCUUAAAUCCAUCACAUAAGGACGGCAUUUUGAUAGAAAAAUCCGUGAAAACUAUUGUACAGACAAUGAGUGACCUUACUGAUAGCAACGCGUUCAUGCUGACAAUAAAUGGAAAGGACUUUCAAGUAGGACAUGUGGAUAACUCGCCGCCACCGACGCCGAUUUCAUUGUUUUGUCCGAAAGGGUUCCAUCCGUUUGUUGAUGAUGCGGAGUUUGAACUCGAACGGCACUUUGACGCAAAGAAUGGACAGAACGUGACUGCUGUGAGGUUGAAGUCGUCAGGUCAGAUAUACUUUCCUGGUGAUUACGAUCUUACUUUCAACAUCGAUGGAAGCGUGGGUGAAUUGGAAAAAAUGGAGACGCAGGUCUCAAGUUUUGCCUUAAUUUGCGACAUGCCGAAAAUUGUGAACAAGACGUGCGGGCGAAUAGUUUUAAAUGAACACGAAUACACGCUUUUCUCAAACAAGUCGAUAAUGUUUGCGAAUCAUGUUUACAACACGACCGAAUACGAGUACGAAAAUGAAAGCUCGAACACCGUGUUUAUUUGUUCGCCGGAUUGGCUUACGGCCGAAAGACUUGUUGACGACAGCGAAAUGACUAUGGCGUGUGGUAACACUAUGAUCAAACUGGUCGUUGCUGAGAGUUAUUUAACUUUUAUCUUGGGAGUAAUUUCUCUUGUCUGCAUGUUUUCGGUAUUGGUCACCUACAGUAUAUUCGAAAAACUGAGAAAUUUACCGGGGAUUAACACCAUGAACUUAACACUGUCUCUUUUCUUGGGAGAGUUGUUGUUCAUAAUUUCUGGGUGGGUAAAGGAGCACCAUGGUUGGCUUUGUUCGUGCUUUGGCGUCAUCCUUCAUUACUUCUUCCUCGCAUCUUUCUUCUGGAUGAACGUCAUGGCAUAUGACGUUUUCAAGACGUUCGCGCAAAAGUGCAUCCUGCUCCGACUCCGUGAAAAACGGAAAUAUGCCCCGCGGUACGCGCUGUAUGCAUGGGGGUGUCCGCUUGUAAUCGUCGGAUUUUGUUGCUUGAUUGACUUUGGCAAGAUCUUUGACUCUAUUAAAAUAGGAUAUGGUGGAAACUCUGUGGCUGAUCCGGAGUGGAUAUCGGGGGUAGCGGCAAGGAAUGAGCACAGCGGAAAAAGUAACACUACCAGUAGCAAGAGUCACGUCUACAGCAUCGGAUGUUGGAUUCAGAACCCCGUAGCGUCCAUGGUGGCGUUUGGUGGACCCAUGAUCCUUAUUCUGCUAAUAAACGCCGUCAUGUUUUCGCAGACGAUAAUCAGCAUUCAUGCGAGCACCAAGGCGACGCGGACGAGCGUUCGGAAAUCCUCGUUUAACCGUAUGACGGGCAAAGAUGACGUCAUGCUGUACAUGCGCAUGUCCACCGUGAUGGGGUUCACGUGGGUUUUCGGACUGGCCUCGUCCUUGGUCAGCGCGUUCGCGGAACCCGCCUCUCAGACGGUGUGUAUCAUUCUCCAUCUCCUCGGGAUCUUUUUCAUCGUGUUCAACUGCUCGCAGGGGAUCUUCAUUUUCUUCGCGUUCGUCUUCAACCGGCGAGUGUUCGCCAUGUACAACGGUCUAGUUAAGCGUCUGAAACAAGGCCGGCACAGACCGAGCUCGGUGUCGUUAAGUCGACACACGAUAACUACGGUCGCAAGCCAGGGAUCGUUCUCGACAAUAACGUGAGCCGUUUGGCCGAGUACUGACUUUAAACAUUGACUCCAUCAUCGCUAGCCGUGUAUCGUUGAAGCAAUUACAUGUAAUUGUGUUGAUAGUUUUUCUGCAACUUCCGGUAUACAACGUCAAUCAAUGACAGUAUAAUUAAAUGUGUUCAUAUCACACAAUUGCUAGCCAAUCAUAAAUGUGAGGAAAUUAUAAGUGUACACGUAAAAUAUAUGUGUGUUUCUAAACUGACUGGCUAGUUUUAUUAUGUAUGUGUGUUCAUAAAAUCUCUAGCGAACCAAUUAUUUGUGUAUUAAAAUGAAGUUAGAUGCGAAUAAUUAAUGUAUUCAUACAUGCCUGUGGCAAUACACUGGUUCCUGUCACUUGUGCACUUGUUUGUAAUAUGAAUUGCUUAGCUUUAGUGCUGUAUGUCGGAAAUAUGCAUGGGAAUUGUAUACGUGUAAUAACGUUAAAUGAAUUUGUUUUGUCCGACUGGCCAUUAUUGUAGGUGCCAAUCCUUUUUUAGUAUUCCAAGUUGAGUUUCAAUCCAUUUUGCUUCUUUAGGUCAUAUACGUAAGACAAUCUAAUA